Saprolegnia parasitica CBS 223.65 is the source of this 681-nucleotide messenger RNA. RefSeq lists its product as hypothetical. The transcript is spliced from 5 exons. Lineage: Eukaryota; Oomycota; Saprolegniomycetes; Saprolegniales; Saprolegniaceae. Bases 1 to 681 code for a protein of 226 amino acids. Gene Ontology annotation, molecular function: protein binding. The record is from RefSeq and is a predicted model, not a curated record.
AUGAGCAUCGACGCACCAUAUUUGCGGCAGACGCUGCUCGAGGCCGCGAGCGAAGGCGACAUUGACACAAUCCUCGAAACCCUGGAGAACGGCACGUCUAUUGACGGACUCGUCAACAGCGUCGAGGCCGGGUCCGGCUUUACUGCACUCCAUCACGCGUGUGUGCGGGGAGAUGUCGAAUUGGCGUGCUUCCUACUUCGACACGGGUCGGUCACGGAUGUCUGCGAUAAGUUUCGCAAGACUCCGCUGCAUUACGCAUGCCAUUUUGGUCAUACCCAGGUGGUCUUUGUGCUAUUGGACUCGGGUCGCGCCGACGUUCAGAAGCUCUACGACACUAACGAAGCCAAGCUGACGUGCUUACAAACGGCUGCCGCGCGGGGCCACACAACGAUUCUCCACCUCCUGCUUGUCCACGGCGACAUCAUUGACGGACGCAAUGAGGCAGGAGAGACGGCGCUGCAUCUCGCCGCGGCAGAGAAUCACAUCGACACUGUCGUGGUUUUGCUGCGGUGCGGUGCCGACAUUGCCGCAUGCACACCACGAGGAGACUCGCCGCUGCACUACGCUUGCCGCGCCGGUGCUCUUACCACGGCAUCGCUGUUUGUGAGACUCGGCGUCUCGAUCCAUCAGACAAACGUGCGUUUUCGUUUCCAGCCAACCGACUUAAAUUAUCUUGCGUAG